AAUGAGGUCCGAAGAACUAUGGCGAAUGAUAUAUUCUGCACUGCCUAUGGAACACAUCUGAUGCACUUUCAUAUAUUGGAUCUACUACCACAUGUUUGGCUGAGCACUGGCAUCAUUAACUGUUGGGCAUCUAUGCUUAAUCAUGACGAAGUCAAAAGACGAGAGUUUACAAUGCCAAGGCUGCUUUGUCAUACCACCCUUUUUACUGAGGAAAUGCUGACCAAAUCAAGUUAUGAUGACAACAAACGCUUAGAUAUGUUUACUAGUGCCUUGAGGGUUGUGUUGGAGGAAAAGGAGGAGUUAAUGGACCUGAAAGAAUACGGGAACCUUAUUUUCCCAAUUCUUGACCGUGGACAUUAUUAUUUAGUUUGCUUUGACCUGAAAAAUCUGGCAAUUACAGUUAUAGACAAUAUGGAUCCUUCUGAAAGUCCAGUGAAAACAUUUGACGGUAACGAUUUCUUCUUAAAGUCAACUCCGAUGAAAGUGAAAGAUGUGGUCGUCAAAUACCUGAAACAUGUUCGUCAUCCACGUUGUCAUGAUAUUGCAGCUCGUCAGCCUGUUCGUUUGGAGAUAAGUUGGGCGACGACAGGAAACUAUGAAGACUGCGGAAUAUACGCAAUGCGACACAUGGAAACCUGGAUGGGGAUCACUGAGGAUCGCUGGCACGUUGGGUUCCCAACCGAAAUGGCGAAAGCAAAGAAGAAGAUCGCACAACUUAGGAAGAAGUAUGCAGUGAAGCUAAUAACUUCGGAGGCGAACAUACAUCGCGAACGUAUUCUAAAAGAAGCCUACCAAUAUGCCGGCAUUAACAGGGAUAAAUAG
Helianthus annuus (common sunflower) is the source of this 822-nucleotide messenger RNA. RefSeq lists its product as uncharacterized. Gene Ontology annotation, molecular function: cysteine-type peptidase activity. The transcript is spliced from 4 exons. The record is from RefSeq and is a predicted model, not a curated record. Lineage: Eukaryota; Viridiplantae; Streptophyta; Magnoliopsida; Asterales; Asteraceae. The coding region runs from base 19 to 822 and encodes 267 amino acids. Gene Ontology annotation, biological process: proteolysis.